UUGGCUGCGCAGAGUCCAGAAUUAUCUACAAUUUUCACUCCGAAGACACAAAUAAGAAUUAAGGUUAUAUGUAUGAGUGAAAAACGUGGAUUUGUUUAUAACCUAAGCAUUGAAUUUACUUAAAUAUUUUUUUUACAUUAAGUAAAAAAUGUCUUUGUUUGAAAUUAAGCGGUAUGAUGAAGAAUUAGAAACAUCAGACGGGUAUGACCACUUAUCAGAAUUAUUAAAAAAAAUAGAGGAGCGUAAAAAACAGCGGAUUGAUAAAAAUGAGAGUGAUAAAAAUGAAGAAGAAAAACCGAAGAAGAAACGCAAGAAAAAGUCGAAGAAAAAAAUUGACUCUGAAAUUGUUGAUGGAAUAAAUGAUGUGAGUGAGAAUAUUGAUGGUGAAAUUGAAAAAGAUAUUAGUGGUACUAAUAAUGACAAUGAUGAGAAUAAUAAAGAAGAAAGUGGAAAAAAUGAAGAUGAUAAACAGGAUUUUAUGAUUCUUGGGGUAAACAAUAGUAGAAAAAAAACAAAAGUAACCCGCGUGCUGCCCAAGUGGUUGACACAUCCAGAGGUAAUAUCAGCUGAUUUAACUAGUGGUCCGGAAUUGGAUGAAGAGUGUAGAUAUUUAUUGAAGCUGGACGAGCAGUUAAUGGAAGCGUUGAAGGAAAAUGGGAUUAAAAAGUUAUUUCCUGUCCAGCUGAGCUUGAUCAAGUGGAUGCUCAAGUGCAAUGAAAAUCGAAGCAUGGGCUGGUGGCCACGUGACACUUGUGUGUCUGCACCUACCGGAAGCGGAAAAACUUUGGCGUAUGUCUUGCCAGUAAUUCAGCAGCUGAAAAAUAAUCUGAUUCGCCAGGUGAGAUGUCUCAUUGUUCUUCCAGUUCAAGAAUUAGCGGCUCAAGUCAACAGAGUUAUGUUGACGUACUGCAAAAAUACGAAUUUAAAGGUUGCGUUGAUUACUGGCGCGGCGCCCAUGGAAAUUGAGCAGUUAAAGCUUGUUAAGAAAACACAAAAUGGCGAUUUAAUAAGCAAAGUAGAUAUCGUAAUAUCAACUCCCGGCCGGUUGGUAGAUCACAUAGAAAAAACUCAAGGAUUUACAUUAAAAUACCUGGAAUUUUUGAUAAUUGAUGAAGCUGAUCGUUCAACAGAUUGGCUAAAAUACAUUCCACAUCCUCAUUACAAUAUUCCGGCAUUGACGAUUAAAAAUUUACAAUCCUACUCGAUACCACCAGCGCAAAAAUUACUGUUCAGCGCAACUCUGUCCCAGGACCCAGAAAAAUUGAGCAGAUUGAAUUUAUUCCAGCCGAUAUUAUUCACCUCCGCUGUCUUGAAGAACCAUGACAAUGACGAGGAUAUAGACCUGGACAAAUGCGGGGAAUUUUUGGGAAAAUACACAAGUCCUGUGGAGCUUACAGAGCGCGCUUUUGAGUGCUUGGCCGCUUACAAACCGGUUGCAGCGCUUAAAUUGGUGACUGCGGGGGAAAAGAGCGAGAAGACGCUGAUUUUUACUAACUCUGGAAAAUCUGCGCAUCGACUCGCGUUGUUGCUUGGUUUGAUGUUGAAGGAUAGAAAUAUUCCUGUUGAUGAAUUGUCUGCCCAGAUGAUGCCUAAACAGCGGAAUGAAGUCUUGGAAAAAUUCAGCAAAGCUGAGACUGGAGUACUUGUAAGUUCGGAUGCACUAGCAAGGGGUGUGGACAUCCCGGAUGUAACAUUAGUAAUUUCUUAUGACUUGCCAAAGUAUAUUAAAGGGUACAUCCAUCGAUCUGGACGAACUGGUCGAGCGGGUAAACUUGGUACCGCUAUAUCUAUUCUGACCAACAACCAAAUUUCGGCAUUUAAUCGAAUGCUCGCGUCAGCACGCAAAGUUGUUCCGACAAUAGAAACGUUUGACUCAUUGGAAACUGUCGCCGAAGAAAUAAAUUACGCUGAUAAGUUGACUGAACUGGGAAAAAUAAUUAGUAAAGAAGAAGUUAAGAGUAAUAGUAAUAAUAAUAAUAAUAGUAACAGUAAUAAUAAAUCUUCUGAUAAAAAAGGUAAGAAGAGAGUUGCGGGUGAUAAUAAUAACUCGAAGAAAGACAAGCGUCAACGGAAAGAGUCUAAGUGAGUUUUUUUUUUUUUUUUAAUUUAUGUAUAUAAAUUUUAAUAAAAAUUUGGAAAUAUAAGAGUUCCUUGA
Messenger RNA from Cotesia glomerata, 2155 nucleotides. RefSeq names its product probable ATP-dependent RNA helicase Dbp73D (gene Dbp73D). The record is from RefSeq and is a predicted model, not a curated record. NCBI's taxonomy places the organism in Eukaryota, Metazoa, Arthropoda, Insecta, Hymenoptera, Braconidae. Gene Ontology annotation, cellular component: nucleus. The transcript is spliced from 6 exons. Gene Ontology annotation, molecular function: nucleic acid binding; ATP binding. Bases 149 to 2086 code for a protein of 645 amino acids.